CAAAUUCGAAGGAACCCUAAUUUCCCGAUCUGCAUAUUUUUUCCGGUUGAUCAAACAAGAGAAUUCCGAUUAUAAGUGAUCGAGAUGGGUAAUACAGAUAAGCUGAUGAACCAAAUAUUUGAUUUGAAAUUCACGUCAAAGUCUCUGCAGAGGCAAGCUAGGAAGUGCGAAAAAGAGGAGAAGUCGGAGAAGCUCAAGGUCAAGAAAGCCAUUGAGAAAGGGAACAUGGAUGGUGCUCGGAUCUAUGCCGAGAACGCCAUUCGCAAGCGCAGUGAGCAGAUGAACUACCUUCGUCUCUCUUCUCGAUUGGACGCUGUUGUAGCCCGGCUCGAUACCCAGGCUAAGAUGGCUACCAUCACCAAAUCGAUGACUAACAUUGUCAAAUCCCUUGAAUCGACUCUUGCCACUGGCAACUUACAGAAGAUGUCAGAGACUAUGGAUUCGUUUGAGAAACAGUUUGUGAACAUGGAAGUCCAAGCUGAGUUUAUGGAUAAUGCAAUGGCUGGUUCUACUUCAUUGUCGACUCCAGAAGGAGAAGUCAACAGCUUGAUGCAGCAAGUAGCAGAUGAUUACGGUCUUGAAGUUUCUGUUGGACUGCCUCAGCCUGCUGGUCAUGCCAUUCCUACCAAGACUGAAGAGAAAGUUGAGGAGGAUGAUUUAUCUAGGAGACUUGCCGAGCUUAAAGCCAGAGGAUAAUUAACUAACCUAGCAAAAAAGUGUGUUUGGAAUAUACUUUUAUUGAGAUG
Molecule: messenger RNA, 746 nt
Organism: Arabidopsis arenosa
Lineage: Eukaryota; Viridiplantae; Streptophyta; Magnoliopsida; Brassicales; Brassicaceae
Source: the annotation of a GenBank genome assembly